This is a messenger RNA of Anguilla rostrata (American eel), 6944 nucleotides long. It is a transcript of the gene foxo1a, whose product is annotated as forkhead box O1 a. The transcript has 4 exons. NCBI's taxonomy places the organism in Eukaryota, Metazoa, Chordata, Actinopteri, Anguilliformes, Anguillidae. Gene Ontology annotation, cellular component: nucleus. Gene Ontology annotation, biological process: regulation of transcription by RNA polymerase II. Gene Ontology annotation, molecular function: DNA-binding transcription factor activity, RNA polymerase II-specific; RNA polymerase II cis-regulatory region sequence-specific DNA binding. The coding region runs from base 365 to 2356 and encodes 663 amino acids. The record is from RefSeq and is a predicted model, not a curated record.
AGUCGAGCAGAUCUACAUUCAACAGGCUACAACUACGAGUGACAGGCAUGGUACGAGAAGAAUACCAAUAAAACUGGAUUGUGCGAGAAAAGAAACACAACUAACUGCUUAAAAAUAGACUACUGCGAGAAGAAACUCUUGGAACAGGGCUGUUUGUGACAUCUUAUUAAUAAUCUACCGGUUCAAUCUCUUUUUUGACUCGUUUCGACUGUAGUGUAAGUACUAAUGUAGCUCGUCUCUGGAGUGACGAAGUUUGUUGUCGUUCGCUUUUUUGGUUUAUUUCCUAUCCUUGUUGCGCAUGACUAACUCUUCUUCUCGGAGGUCUAUGUGAAAGUUGGAUUGGUAUUAUUUUUUUGCUGGUAUUAUGGCCGAAGCAGCCCAGCAACCUUUGGUGGAGAUCGACCCGGAUUUCGAGCCACUCUCACGGCCCCGGUCAUGUACCUGGCCACUGCCGCGACCGGAGUUCAUCAACCCGGCCAACUCGAAUACAUCCUCGCCGGCCCCUUCCGUCAAGCAGGAGCCGAGUGGCAAUGCAGAUUUCAUCAACAACCUUAGCUUAUUAGAAGAGACCGAAGACUACCCGGAGCAGAAACCCCUCGUCUUGUGCAAUGAUUUCCAGUGCCAAGAGACUUGCAUCCACCAACAGGCACAGCAACAUCAGCAACAGCAUCCGAGUCCCCAGCUCCCGCACCAGCAACAGGUGUCCCUGCUCUCCUCCCCUGUCGGCUCUGCCUCCUCAGUGGCCGCGACCGCCGCCGCUCAGCGGAAGACCAGCUCGUCCCGUCGCAAUGCCUGGGGAAAUAUGUCUUACGCCGACCUCAUCACAAAAGCGAUCGAAAGCUCCCCGGAGAAGCGCCUCACCUUAUCACAGAUUUACGACUGGAUGGUGAAAAGCGUGCCCUAUUUCAAGGACAAAGGCGACAGCAACAGCUCCGCAGGCUGGAAGAACUCCAUCAGGCACAACCUGUCCCUGCACAGCCGCUUCAUCCGCGUGCAGAACGAGGGCACGGGCAAGAGCUCCUGGUGGAUGCUCAACCCCGAGGGCAGCAAGAGCGGGAAGUCGCCCCGCCGCCGGGCCGCCUCCAUGGACAACAACAGCAAGCUCGCCAAGAGCCGCGGGCGAGCCGCCAAGAAAAAGGUGUCCCUCCAGGGUGGGUCGGAGGUGAGCGGCGACAGCCCCGGGUCCCAGUACAGCAAGUGGCCCGGAAGCCCGAACUCCCACAGCAACGACGACUUUGACACCUGGAACAGCUUCCGGCCGCGGACGAGCUCCAACGCCAGCACGGUGAGCGGCCGCCGCUCGCCCUUCAUGCCCGAGCAGGAGGAGCUGGUGGACGGGGACGUUCACCUGGUCUACCCCGGGGGCUCGGGGGGGAAGAUGAGCACCCUCCCCAGCCUUUCGGAGAUGACGGGCCACCACGCCUCGGAGAACGUCAUGGAGGACCUGCUGGGCAACCUCAACCUGCUCUCCCCCAAGAACCCGCAGGUGGGGGGCGGGGGCGGGGCCCCGGCCGGCUCCGCCCAGUCCUCCCCGUCCUCCAUGAUGCAGGCGAGCCCCAGCUACCCGGCCUACAGCUCCCCCAGCAUGGGCUCGCAGGCGCCCCAGCAGGACUACCGAAAGUGCCUGUACGGCCAGGCGGGGCUCAACGCCAUGUCGCCCAUGCCCCUGCAGACGCUCACCGAGGGCAAGCCCGGGUUCAGCCCCCCCCUGGGGCAGUACGGCUGCCCCGCCGGGCUGCUCAAGGAGCUCCUGACCUCGGACGGCGACCAACACGGAGACCUCAUGCCCUCCGUCGAGACCGUGGUGUCCCAGUCCGCGGGGGGUCGUAUGAUGUCCCCCUACAGCGCCCCCCAGCCCGGGCGAGGGGGAGGCCACCCCCACCCUCACCCCCACUCCCACCCACACCCCCACCCCCACCAACACCCCCAUGCCUCGCGAGGACCCGCCCCCCCCACAUCCGUGGCCAUGAACGGGGGGCGCCCCCUGCUGCCCCCGGCCGGCAUGACGCAUGCCGGGGGUCUGGCCCGCCUGGCCACCGUGAAGACCCCCAUGCAGGUCUCCUUCGGCCCCGGGGUCCACCUCCCGGGGGGGUUGCUCCCCAACUACUGCACACCAAACACCAACGGGUACGGGCGGCCCGGCCUGCCUCCUCCCCACCACCUGCACCACCACGAAAAGCUGCCUAGCGACCUCGACGACAUGUCCAUAGAGCGCUUUGAGUGCGACAUGGAGUCCAUCCUCCAUGACACGCUCAUGGACGGAGACACCCUGGACUUCAACUUUGACUCCAUGGGCGCUCCCCAGGGGUUCUCUCACAGUGUGAAGACCACCACACACAGCUGGGUGUCGGGGUAGACGUCGGAAAGAGCCAAGCACACACACAUGUACAGGUUAACAAUUAAAAACCGUAUCUCAGCCAGAGCUGGACCUUCAUCAGGAAAAUGGAAAUCAGUGACCCAAAGACAGAGAAGCCAUCCCCAGUUCCUCUUUUAUCAUCUCAGUCGUUUCAAGAGACAAUAGAUAGUGUUGCUUUUCCUCCUCUCUUUUUUCUUCAGCACUCAGUUCUCGUGCAAGCCGAGACGCUUGUCCUCUCCCUUCAGAUUUUGUGCUGGUUUUAUUUUCUUUUUACUUUUAUUUGCUUUUCAUCCAAUCCCUGUCGUCAUGGAACUGUAAAUAAAUCAAGUGCCAAACUAUUUGUGUGAACUUCAGAGCCAAGUUUAUGUUGCUUUUUUUUUUAAUUUUUCCCGUCUCAAGGAGCUAAUCAGUGCUGAGCACGCUAGCCGUGUUAGCACGACUCCCUUCUUUACGCCGCAGAAACGCAACAAACCAGUUCACCCCUGUAUAGCUAGGCUUUGGUAUGACGUAAUCUGCACCUUAUCUGAGAAAAAGUUGGAAAAACUGGAGUUAGAUGCCAUGUAAACAGGUUUUAUGUUUUUUUUUUAUUGUUAUUUUAUUUCAGGAAUUAGAAAUACCGUUUCACUUUGAGACAUGAAGAACAUUUAGAUCUCAAUUCUUUUAUGUCGAUUCUUCACGUCGCUUGAUGAUUUUUCUCCACCUCAUACAGUGUGCCAGUGUUUUCUUCAGGUGUUGAGCUUUUUACGUUAGUGUACAAUGUGCCCCUUAUUGCCUAAGUGAAAUCUUGUGAAUGAGCAGGAGAAACUGCUUGUUGUGAUAAAAAGUGAUACUUGCUGUAAGCCAGCCAGCUGCAAUUGGUCUCAGAUUGUCUCCUGUUCCAUUCAACUCGAUUUAAUCAUCUUCAGAGGUGUGAUAUAACCAUUGAUCAUGAGUCUCAAUUCACUCAUGCAAUGUGAAUGAGUGUCGCUCUAAUGAAUGUUAAUCUAGUCAACCUGCUUUGGUCAGAGGAGCUGGGAAGCUAAACUGGUGUAUGUGUUUGGACUCUGAAGGUCAGCGUGUAAAUACUGUAGAUCAGUCAAAGCUGGGCCUGGACUGUAUGAAGGAGGCUAACAGGCUCCUGGCUAACGGGCUCCUGGCUAACGGGCUCCUGGACGAUGUUACAUCAUAACACAUUUUUUUUUGUGUGUGUUGCAUAUUGUACUUUUAAAAUCAUUUUAGAUAUACUACAUUAAGAAGUAGUAUGUUUAGAGUUGUACAGCAAGUUUACAGGCAUGCACAUGUAAAUCAGGGCCAUAGAUGUAAAGCAGAAAAGAGAAGAAAACUGGAUCUGACUAUAUUUUGUGUUUCAUUCAGGCGGGAAACUUCUCAAACUUGAGUGCUUUUUUCAAUGAGGCUGUUAACAAGGUUAUUUCUUUUAUAUUUUUUGUUAUGUAAAUAACUAAAACGUAUAUUGAAAGUAUCUACGUAGAUAUAUAUUUGCAGAUGCAGACGUUAUCCAACAUUUUUACAGAUUUGUUAUUAUUGUUAUGAUAUUAUUAUUAUUAUUCAUUUAAUUUUUAGCUUUUGCCUCGUAGAAGGAACACAGUACAGUAAAGUUCUGGUCGUCUGUGUUUUUCCACACACAGUCUUAAACGCCUUAAGGGGCUUAAUGGCUGUGAUAAACUCUUGAUUUUCGAGAUCGUCUCACGCACACCAGGCUUAAAAGGAGUCCUUCAGACUCCUCAGGCUGUGGCAGGCUCUUACCAUAAGGGACAGAAGACACAAAGCCCCAGUUGUAGAUAUUUUUUUUUACAUUUUUUAAAUGCCGCUUUUCAAUGCCUUAGCCUGCACACUUGCAGGUGCUCUCUGUUUCAGUAAAUGUGCCCUCACACUUAAGGCCCCCCCUCCAGUGAGUCCCCCCCCCCCCAAAAAAAAGAAAGAAUAGUUGAGUGUAUACAAUGAUUCACCAUUGAAGCCCACACGUGUGCUGUCAGGGGUGUUGGUGUGUUAGGGGUUGGGUGUUAUUUUAAUGCAGGAACAUAUGUCACUUAGCCAGAGAAAGAGAGGGGGGAACACAGGUCCCUGUCCUGUGGUUAGUUCAUCUGGGUGGAUGGGAGGGGCUGUGUCAGUGCUAAGCAUUCAGCCGUCCAAUGCGCUCUCUCUCUCUCUCUUUUUGCUGUUUGGCUCCUGCUUUUUACACCCCAGUUAGGGCUGUGUUAGCCCCCCCCCCACCCCCUUCCCAAGCACUGGUCCAGCUGAUCCAAGUCUGUCUGUGCUGCUUUGUUUAGUUUUUUUUUUGGUUGUUGUUUUUGUUUUUUUUUUUGUUUUUUUUUGAACCUUUGGAUUUCUUUCAGGUGGAAUAACACACUGGUGCCUUUCAGCCACCUCCUCCUCCCCCUAACCAACUGUUUUAUUCUGUUUUUUUCUACCUCUCUUUCUCACUCUGUCGCUCUCUCAUUCCUUCUUUCCCUCUCGCUCUCAUUCUUUCUAAUUCUUUUUCUCUCAUUCUCUCUCUUUCUCGCUCUCAUUCUUUCUAAUUAUUUUUCUCUCACACACUCAUUCUCUCUCUCUCGAUCGAUCGAUGGCCCUCGCAUCUCGGCCUACAUUUAAAGAUGUCUGUUCACUCCGGAGUGAAAGAUGUCUUAAAAAUGCAGACUCACUGUGUGUAGCUUAGAGAGGUCACACCCAACCCUUCCCCGCCUGUGAAGUGUUACUUAACUCAAUAGAGCGUGUACAUAGCAUUUUAGGUGUUCAUGAUUUUUUUCUUAAAAUUUUUGAAGACUUUUUUAUUUUUUAAGAAUGCAUACUGUUUGUUAAAGAAGACAUAUGCGUGUACAUACACAUAGAUGUUCCUGUAUGUAUAUAAAUAUAUAUAUAUAUAUAUUUAAAAGAGACAUAUUCCUUGUUUUAGCGUAUCAUUAGGGAGUGCUCAGAUAAAUAUGUAGAUGUUAAGAAGCCGAGAGGUUGCUGACCCCUGCUAAAAUACUGUGCUCAUUAUCGUUCGUCAGGCUCUGUUUCCCAGUUUAAUGCUUAAUGAGAGCUACAGGACCGCAAACAAGCCUGUCCUGAGUUCACUGAUUACUGAAAUUCAGCAGAAAUGUAAAAUAAUGAAAAGCUAAAUCUAACGCUUGUUUAAAAUCCCUUGCUCGAAAUUAAGGACAAAGUGCAUCGUAGUCUGAUUGAAUAUUUGCCCAAAGGGCAAAGCUCGCGCUAGUUACUCUGGGAUAUUCCUGAAUUAAAAAUCCCAGUCUGGAAUCUAAAUAAAAUGUGGCUGUAUAUGAUUUUUUUUCCCCCAAUGACUUGUAUACAAGUUAGUAUUAAUUAAAGUUUAUGAAACUGACCAAUUUUACAAUCGCAUCAACUGAAGUUUGGAGAAAGGAAAAGCUAGCGUCAGUGUGUUAGCAUCUGUGCUAAUAGCACCAAUCCCACUCUUGCGCCUGAAGGUCAGCUGAGGGAAGUUUCCAUGAUCUAUAUUUCAGUCACAUUGUGUACGAGGUCCCUCAUUUCAGACCAUAGAACGUGAAUCUCCUGUGUACUAAAAAGCACAGGCGUACACAGCUAAUAUAAUAAUUAUAAAGAGAUUUUACAUAAAAAUAAUCAGAUAUAUAUAUAUAUAUUAUUAAAACAUGUAAAUGAUUGCUUUGUGAAUUGUGAAGAUGAUAUCACCUAUGCAUUCUUGUUCUUCUUUUUGUUUGUUUGUACUGAUGGUAAAAAAUGAAAAAAUGUCAUAUUGUAACAUAGAGUUGUGGAGAUAUUUCAUGUCGAUGUCAUAAUUGUAUUUGUUUUGAAUAGUAUAUGAAAAAAAUGAAGUAUAUUUAGACAUUAGAUGAUGCAAUGAUUCAAGUGCUUUGCUUUUUUGGUAAACUGACACUGUUGUUUUUAACUGCAGUUUAUAAGAAAACCUAAAACGUAGAAAAAAGAAGCUUAUUGUCAGUAGUAGAAAAAAAAAUCAGCUGUCUGUUGGACAAUACCCGUUUAGAGCGUGGACAUUUGGACCAAUUUUUUUAUAGACUGAGAAAUGUAAAUGUAUUGCACUUCUUUAUUACCAGUGCUAAUGGACAGAGAAGAAAUUGUUGCUUAUUUUAAAAUCAAACUGUUACAUCUUUAAACUUAUGUACAGUGAAGCAUUACAAUUUUAGCACAAUUUUCAAUCAAAAAAAUAAUAAAAAAUGAGUGAUGUACGCAUUUAGAAAAAAAUAAUUAAAACAAAUAUCCAUCUGUUUAGGACAGAGGUCUCGUUGGUUGGAAGGGAAGGGGUUGAGAAAUAUGUGUUCCUACAGGUUUGUGCUGACACUGACAUGUAAUUAUUAUUGCUGCUGUUCACAUGGAAGCUGAUUUAGAGGUUAAAAAAAAAAAAAAAAAAACAUCCUUGUGAAUAAUCACUGCCUCAUUAACGGUUUAAAAAAUAAAAAUAAAAAAACAGCAAUUUUUUAAAGGUUAAUUUUUUUAACCUUAGCAACAGUGCUCCCAGAGUCCUCUUAUGAGUAAAUGCCGGAUACAACUGUAUUAUAUUGCAACACAAAUCAGAAAUUAAACAUGUACAAGAACAGUCUUUGCAGUUGCUGUAUGAAGCCAUAUGUAUACAUAAAUUAUGUUACAAAAAAUACAA